Molecule: messenger RNA, 1655 nt
Organism: Momordica charantia (bitter melon)
Lineage: Eukaryota; Viridiplantae; Streptophyta; Magnoliopsida; Cucurbitales; Cucurbitaceae
Product: OVARIAN TUMOR DOMAIN-containing deubiquitinating enzyme 12
Biological process (GO): protein deubiquitination
Molecular function (GO): cysteine-type deubiquitinase activity
Source: RefSeq, a predicted model, not a curated record
AUUAUAUUUUUAUAAUUUUAUUUUUUUUGGAUUCCACUCAGCGAAACACACUCUCUGUGCAGCGAUGGAACUUGGAGCAUCUUUGUUCUAUCUCGAUCCAAUCGAAGGUUAAAGGCAAGGGGAACGUUAAAAUUUCUGCUCCAUCAAACCGAAGGAUGACUUUUUAUUUUUCUGCCUUCCAUUAGAGAAAUCUUUAUUUGCACUUCCGGGUGCUCAGAAUAGCUACAAUCUAAAGUGCUGGAUAGUGGAAACAACAUUCAUUGAUUCAUUGGAGGGAGUUAGUAAGAAAAGUAGUUCUCAUUUUAUAUUUUUGUCUUGAUUGUUUAAUUCGAAUAGUACAUUCUGAUUAAGGAAUUUGUAUUUGGAGAUGAUUACUCACGAGCAAGAUCCCGAUGUUGUUCGAUGGGGCCUCGAGCUCUUUGAUGGAAACCCAUUUUCUAAUUAUGGGUAUUGUGGAAACGUUGCUCAUGAUGAGAUACAAUACUAUCAAGGGCAAUUCUUUGAUGUAGAUAAUUAUGACAAGGCAUGCAACAUAGAAAAUAAUGAGCUUAUCGCACAAACUCUCCAAGAACUCUCACAGCUUGCAGUCGAAGAGCCAGUAUCCUUUAAUGAAGGGGUAGAAAAUUUACAACUUUCCAUGUAUCCACAAGAUUGGCUUAGUYUCUCCAUGAAUAACUAUGGCUCUGAGCAUAAUAAUGAUCUGGAGGAAGAUGAUAGUUCAUGUACUAUCCCUGACGAGACAUCCUACAGUGGGGAUGACUGGUCAUAUUCUUUAGAGCUGACUGAUGAGUAUGCCCUUGAUGGAGAAGUGGGAAAGAGAUUGAAUCAGAUGGUCUCAAUUCCUCACGUUCCAAGAAUUAAUGGAGAAAUUCCUUCUGUUGAUGAAGAAGCUUUAGAUCAUCAAAGGCUAUUGGACAGACUGCAGCUAUAUGAUUUGAUCGAGCUGAAAGUGCAAGGAGAUGGUAACUGCCAGUUUCGUGCUCUGUCAGAUCAAAUCUAUCGAACUCCUGAGCACCAUAAAUUUGUGAGGGAGCAAGUUGUAAAUCAGCUAAAGUCAUAUCCGGAGAUAUACGAAGGAUAUGUUCCCAUGGCCUACAUUGACUAUCUGGAAAAGAUGUCCAAGAGUGGGGAGUGGGGCGAUCAUGUCACUUUGCAGGCUGCUGCAGAUACGUAUGGUGUUAAAAUUUUCAUGAUUACAUCUUUCAAAGACACCUGCUAUAUUGAGAUCCUUCCUAAUAUCGAAAGGUCCAAAAGAGUUAUUUGCUUGAGCUUUUGGGCUGAAGUGCACUAUAACUCAAUAUAUCCUGAAGGAGAUGUACCCAUGUUUGAGACGAGGAACAAUAGAUGGUGGAUGCUCCAAAACGAGCAUCUGGAAUGACGGGACAUAUAGCAUAUUGCUAAUCACAGUCUUCACUACGUUUUAUGGAUACUUUUAGCUUUUUCCUGCUAGGGCUUGGUUCCUCUGUGGAACUGAUCAUGGAAAAAAUUAUGUGAAAUACAGAAAUGGCCCAUGCUUUUUCUAUUAAUUUGUGCAUCUCUUAACAUUUUCCUGCAAUCUCUUCUUUUCCCCACUUCUUAUUUUGGGUUCAAAACACUUCUAUUGUAAUCUCGCUUAGUUUUAAGUGCUUUAAGAAAAUGCUAAUGGUUUUAUGCUA